AUGGGUGCGGCGGCCGUGCGUUGGCACUUGUGCGUGCUACUCGCUCUGGGAGCGCCCGGGCGGAUGGUUGGGGGCAGCGGGCUCCGAGGAGCUGUGGACGUGGAUGAGUGCUCAGAGGGCACAGAUGACUGUCACAUAGAUGCCAUCUGCCAGAACACACCCAAGUCUUACAAAUGUCUCUGCAAGCCGGGCUACAAGGGGGAAGGGAAGCAGUGUGAAGACAUCGACGAGUGUGAAAAUGACUACUACAACGGGGGCUGCGUCCAUGACUGCAUUAACAUCCCUGGGAACUACAGGUGCACCUGCUUUGAUGGCUUCAUGCUGGCUCAUGAUGGACACAACUGCCUGGACGUGGAUGAGUGUCAAGACAACAAUGGUGGCUGCCAGCAGAUCUGUGUCAAUGCUAUGGGCAGCUAUGAGUGUCAGUGCCACAGUGGCUUUUUUCUCAGUGACAACCAGCACACCUGCAUACACCGCUCCAAUGAGGGGAUGAACUGCAUGAACAAAGACCAUGGCUGUGCCCACAUCUGCCGGGAGACGCCCAAAGGUGGGGUAGCCUGUGACUGCAGGCCCGGCUUUGACCUUGCCCAAAACCAGAAGGACUGCACAUUAACCUGUAACUAUGGAAAUGGAGGCUGUCAGCACAGCUGCGAGGACACAGACACAGGCCCCAUGUGUGGCUGCCACCAGAAGUACGCCCUACAUGCGGAUGGCCGGACAUGCAUUGAGAAGGAUGAGGCUGCAAUUGAGCGCUCUCAGUUCAAUGCCACGUCAGUAGCUGAUGUGGACAAGCGGGUGAAACGGCGGCUCCUCAUGGAGACCUGUGCAGUGAACAAUGGAGGCUGUGACCGGACAUGCAAGGACACUGCCACUGGUGUGCGGUGCAGCUGCCCAGUUGGAUUCACGCUGCAGCCGGAUGGAAAGACAUGCAAAGACAUCAACGAGUGCUUGAUGAACAACGGAGGCUGCGACCACUUCUGCCGAAACACAGUGGGCAGCUUUGAAUGCGGCUGCCAAAAGGGCCACAAGCUACUGACGGAUGAGCGGACAUGCCAAGACAUCGACGAGUGUUCCUUUGAACGGACCUGCGACCACAUUUGCAUCAAUUCCCCUGGCAGCUUCCAGUGCCUGUGUCACCGAGGCUAUAUACUCUACGGGACAACCCACUGCGGAGACAUGGACGAGUGCAGCAUGAACAAUGGCAGCUGUGAACAGGGCUGUGUCAACACCAAGGGCAGCUACGAGUGUAUCUGCCCACCGGGGAGGAGGCUGCAUUGGAAUCGGAAGGACUGUGUGGAGAUGAGCGGGUGCCUGUCUCGUUCCAAGGCCUCUGCCCAGGCCCAGCUGUCCUGCGGCAAGGUGGGUGGAGUGGAGAACUGCUUCCUGUCCUGCCUGGGCCACAGUCUCUUCAUGCCAGACUCAGAAAACAGCUACAUCCUGAGCUGCGGUGUUCCAGGUCUCCAGGGCAAGACGCUACCGAAACGCAAUGGCACCAGCUCUGGUGCAGGGCCCAGCUGCUCAGAUGCCCCCACCACCCCCAUCAGGCAGAAGGCCCGCUUCAAGAUCAGAGAUGCCAAGUGCCAUCUCCGGCCCCGCAGCCAGGAGCGAGCAAAGGAUACCCUGAAGCACCCCCUUCUAGAUAACUGCCACGUGACUUUUGUGACCCUCAAGUGUGACUCCUCCAAGAAGAGGCGCCGAGGCCGCAAGUCCCCAUCCAAGGAGGUGUCCCAUAUCACAGCAGAGUUUGAGGUGGAGAUGAAGAUGGAUGAGACCUCAGACACCUGCGAAGCAGACUGCAUGCGGAAGCGUGCUGAGCAAAGCCUGCAGGCGGCCAUCAAGACACUGCGGAAGUCCAUUAGCCGGCACCAGUUCUAUGUCCAGGUCUCAGGCAUUGAGUAUGAAGUGGCCCAGAGGCCAGCCAAGACACUGGAGGGGACAGGGAAAUGUGGCAUAGGCCAAAUUCUACAGGAUGGCAAGUGUGUGCCCUGUGCACCUGGCACCUAUUUCAACGGUGAGCCGGGCCAGUGUAUGCCGUGUGUGUCAGGAACCUACCAAGACAUGGAGGGUCAACUCAGCUGCACGCCAUGCCCCAGCAGUGAAGGGCUGGGUCUGGCUGGUGCCCGCAAUGUAUCCGAAUGUGGAGGCCAGUGCUCUCCAGGCUACUACUCAGUGGAUGGUUUCAAGCCUUGCCAGGCCUGCCCUGUAGGCACAUACCAGCCUGAGCCUGGACGUACCAGCUGCUUCCCCUGUGGAGGUGGGCUGCUCACCAAGCACACGGGGACUGCCUCUUUCCAGGACUGUGAGGCCAAAGUGCACUGCUCUCCUGGCCACCACUACAAUACCACCACCCACCGGUGCAUCCGCUGUCCUGUGGGCACCUAUCAACCUGAGUUUGGCCAGAACCACUGCAUCACCUGUCCGGGCAACACCAGCACCGAUUUUGAUGGGUCCACCAAUGUCACACACUGCAAAAACCAGCACUGUGGUGGCGAGCUUGGUGACUACACAGGCUAUAUCGAGUCCCCCAACUACCCUGGAGACUACCCAGCCAAUGCCGAGUGUGUGUGGCACAUCGCGCCUCCCCCCAAGCGCAGGAUCCUCAUUGUGGUCCCCGAGAUCUUCCUACCCAUCGAGGAUGAAUGUGGUGAUGUCCUGGUCAUGAGGAAGAGUGCCUCACCCACGUCAGUCACCACCUAUGAGACUUGCCAGACCUAUGAGCGGCCCAUCGCCUUUACCUCCCGCUCCCGAAAACUCUGGAUCCAGUUCAAAUCCAACGAAGCUAACAGCGGCAAAGGGUUUCAAGUGCCCUAUGUCACCUAUGAUGAGGACUACCAGCAGCUAAUAGAAGACAUCGUGCGCGAUGGGCGCUUAUACGCCUCGGAGAACCAUCAGGAGAUUUUGAAAGACAAGAAGCUGAUCAAGGCUCUCUUCGAUGUGUUGGCACACCCACAAAACUACUUCAAAUACACAGCUCAGGAGUCCAAGGAGAUGUUCCCUCGGUCCUUUAUCAAACUGCUACGUUCCAAAGUGUCUCGAUUCCUGCGGCCCUACAAAUAGCCAGCCAGCUGUCCUGCUUGGGGAUAGUGGGAACCAGGGGGGAGGGGAGCGUGCCUUCCCUCUAUAGCAGGAGCUGAAAGGGGGCUCCAUGGGCCUCCAGGUUGCCUUGGGAAACCCAUGACACCUGCCUCUGGCAAAGCCAUCCAGCCUGUACCAGUUCAUGGAAGGCCUAAA
Molecule: messenger RNA, 3231 nt
Organism: Cricetulus griseus (Chinese hamster)
Lineage: Eukaryota; Metazoa; Chordata; Mammalia; Rodentia; Cricetidae
Source: RefSeq, a predicted model, not a curated record